Messenger RNA from Gekko japonicus, 1683 nucleotides. RefSeq names its product vanin 1 (gene VNN1). The record is from RefSeq and is a predicted model, not a curated record. Bases 1 to 1683 code for a protein of 560 amino acids. Gene Ontology annotation, molecular function: hydrolase activity, acting on carbon-nitrogen (but not peptide) bonds, in linear amides. The transcript is spliced from 9 exons. NCBI's taxonomy places the organism in Eukaryota, Metazoa, Chordata, Lepidosauria, Squamata, Gekkonidae.
AUGAUCACUUUUCAGUCUUUGCUACCUCAGUCUUUUUUUGUUCUCAUGAUGAUCCUAAAGAGCUCUGCUUUGGACAAAUACGUUGCAGCAGUCUAUGAGCAUUCAGUCAUAUUGCCAGAGACUACCCAAAAGCCUGUUUCUUCUGAAGACGCCUUAAAAUUGAUGAACAAAAACAUGGAUAUUUUGGAAGAAGUCAUCAAAAGGGCAGCAGCUCAGGGUGCACACAUCAUUGUGACUCCUGAAGAUGGCAUCUAUGGCUUUUUUUUUACCCGAGAAACUCUUUAUCCUUAUCUUGAAGAUAUCCCAGAUCCACAAGAAGUUAAUUGGAUUCCAUGUAAUGACUCACAAAGAUUCGGACCUGCCCCAGUGCAAGAAAGGCUCAGCUGUCUGGCAAGGGAGAAUGCUAUCUAUGUGGUUGCUAAUAUUGGGGAUAAGAAGCCAUGUAAUCCGACCGACCCCAAAUGUCCUAAUGAUGGCCACUAUCAAUACAACACAAAUGUUGUCUUUGAUUCAGAUGGGAAACUGGUUGCACGCUACCACAAGUUCAAUCUCUUUAUGUCAGAAGCCCAGUUUGAUUUUCCUAAAGAGCCUGAAGUUGUGACCUUCAACACUUCCUUUGGGAAGUUUGGUGUGUUCACAUGCUUUGACAUACUGUUCCACGACCCUGCUGUGACCUUGGUGAGCGAGCUCAAGGUGGACACCAUCCUCUUCCCUACUGCUUGGAUGAAUGUUCUUCCACAUUUAACUGCUAUUGAAUUCCAUUCCGCAUGGGCUAUGGGAAUGCAGGUCAAUUUGCUGUCAUCCAACACUCAUAAAACUGGAAUGAAUAUGACAGGAAGUGGUAUCUAUGCCCCAGAUGGAUCACAGGCAUAUCAUUAUGAUGCAGAAUCUGAGAAUGGCCAGCUUCUGGUUGCAGAACUCCAUUCCCACCCUUCUAUUUCUCCUACUUACCUUCAUUCAGUUAACUGGAGCUUGUACGCCACAGCUAUCAAACCAUUCCCCGAGAACAAUAAUUUCAAAGGAAUCAUUUUCUUUGAUGAAUUCACUUUCUCCAAGCUGAACAGUCAAGCUGGCAAUCUUACAGUGUGCCAGAAGGAUCUCUGCUGCCACUUGAGCUACAGGAUGACGGAGCAGCAAGAAGAUGAAGUUUAUGCGUUGGGUGCAUUCGAUGGCCUUCAUGUGGUUGAAGGAGAAUAUUAUUUACAGAUAUGCACAUUGCUGAAAUGCAGAACUACUGACUUGCAAACGUGUGGUGAGCCAGUGACUAUAGCUCACACCCGUUUUGGAUACUUUUCUCUCAGUGGCACAUUUAGCACUAACUACGUCUUUCCAGAAGUUCUGCUUAGUGGAGUUCACCUGGCACCUGGAGAGUUUCAGGUUUUGAGUGACGGGCAGCUGAUUAGUCAGAAUGGUACAACAAAGCCAAUAUUAACGGUGACACUGUUUGGGAGGUGGUACGAAAGUGAUCCACCACGUCCAGAAAAGGGGCCUGCCCAGCUGGGUGCAGGCGUCGUUGAUGAUUCCUUGAUGGGAAGGAUAGUUUCAGCUGCCUUAAAGGAAGCAGUUGUAAAUCUCAUCCUGAAGUCAUCAUUGAUACUUUGCCUUCAUUGCAUGGCAACAGACAAAGUAGUUUCUGUUUUGACCGUAAAAGAAGAAUUGCACAAGCAUUACCCAUCAGACUGA